Molecule: messenger RNA, 8228 nt
Organism: Bicyclus anynana (squinting bush brown)
Lineage: Eukaryota; Metazoa; Arthropoda; Insecta; Lepidoptera; Nymphalidae
Product: roundabout homolog 2-like
Exons: 11
Coding region: 262-3954 (1230 amino acids)
Biological process (GO): homophilic cell-cell adhesion; axon guidance; dendrite self-avoidance
Cellular component (GO): axon; plasma membrane
Molecular function (GO): cell-cell adhesion mediator activity
Source: RefSeq, a predicted model, not a curated record
CAGUUUUACUCCGCCUCUGGAAGAGGGAGGACGUGACGUCGGUGUCCCGUUGGCGCGAAUUUUUAAACGCAUGUGAUUUGAAAUUCGAAUUUCGUUUUCCUGUGGUGUUAUUGACAUUAACUUUUUUUUUGGUGUUUUGGAAUAUUUUCCCAUGGAAUUUUGGACUAUUUAAAUAUAUGUUAAAAGUGAAACAUGAUUAGAAGUUUAGUUCGAAGAUACCAAGAGUUGGAAAGAUUGAAUAUGUGGGAGUGAACAGCCAGUAUGGAAUCCUUGGCUGCGGUGACUGCUCUCCUGGGACUCAUUUGUCUUGGUUCCGUAGACGGAGGCCUAAGCGAUGACUACAUGAGUAGCGGAGAAGCACCAUACAUUAUCGAACAGCCUCUAGACGUGACGGUGGCACGGCAUCAGCCCGCCACCCUGAACUGUCGAGCUGGUGGGUCUCCAGCGCCGACCAUAAAAUGGUACAAAAGUGGACAGCUUGUAGUCUCCGACACCCAUAGAAGCCUCUUACCAGCUGGGGGACUGUUCUUCUUAAGAGCAACUCAUGGGCGGGCCCAUUCUGAUGCAGGAGUGUAUUGGUGUGAAGCUACCAAUCCGUACGGGACUGCUAGAAGCCGUAAUGCCACUUUGCAUGUUGCUGUUAUUCGUGAAGAGUUCCGGUUAGAACCAGUGACUACCCAGACAGCUCAAGGAGAAACAGUGAUUCUGGAAUGUUCCCCACCAAGAGGAUCCCCAGAACCGACAGUGUAUUGGAAAAAGAAUGGUCAGAUCUUACACUUUGACGGCGACUCUAGAAUGCAUUUAGUAGACGGUGGAAGUCUCGUAAUACAAGACGCUAGGCAAACUGACGCUGGCAGAUAUCAAUGUAUAGCAAGGAAUGCAGCUGGCACUAGAGACUCAGCCAUCGCUACGCUCAGAAUACACAUUAAGCCAUAUUUGAUCGCUGGCCCUGAGGACGUUGUAGCACAAACCAGUGGGAGUGUAACCUUCCAGUGCAGAGUGGGUGGAGAUCCCCUUCCUGACGUGUUAUGGCGGAGGACAGCCGGCGGUGGCAACAUGCCACUCGGCCGAGUCAAAGUCCUUGACGACAGGAGCCUCAGGCUCGACGAUGUUAUUCUAAGUGACGAGGGAGAGUACACAUGCGAGGCUGACAAUGCCGUCGGUGCUGUGACUGCGAGUGGGUACUUGACCGUUUACGACCCACCAACAGUAACAUUGAAACCGAAUUCUGUAAUUGUUGAAAGUGGUUCUACUGCCACAUAUACUUGCACAUCAUCAGGGAAACCAGAGCCGACAAUGUUCUGGAGUUUAGAAGGCAAUAGAACUAUUAUGUUGCCUGGAACGUCGAAAGGCAAAUAUCACGCUUCAGUUUUAAUCGAUGGCGUUACUGUUUUAACAAUCAACGGUACACAUAAAAAUGAUAGCGGCCACACAAUAGUUUGUUCAGCGGUUAACUUUGCUGGCAGUUCGUUUGUUAGAGGAAAAUUAAGCGUGACGUCAGACGAUGACCGCCCACCGCCAAUCAUAACAUACGGUCCCUCUAACCAAACGUUACCUAUAAAAUCGAUGGCUGUUUUCCCCUGUACGGCUAACGGCACACCUGAACCAAUCAUUGCAUGGUAUUUCGAAGGGGAAGCAUUAAUACAAAAUCACAAGAAAAAUAUUUCUGCUGAUGGAACACUUAUUUUAAGAGACUUGGAAAAAGGCGAUAACGGUACCUACACAUGUGUCGCUUCUUCACAACAUGGAAAGUAUGUUUGGAGUGGAGUUUUGAUUGUUGACAGUCCAACGAAUCCAAAUAUUCAUUUCUUUAGAGCUGCAGAUAUAUCUGCUUUACCAGGAUCGCCGACAAAACCACACAUUUACAACAUCACAGAUACAAGUGUUACUAUUACAUGGAAUCAAAAUAAUAAAAUCGGUUCGUCUUCUAUUAUUGGAUAUCAAGUAGAGAUGUUUUCCAGAGAGACUUUAUCAGGAAAUAAUACCCCAAGAAACUCUCGAGGAUGGGUGAUCGUAUCCAAAAGAGUACUUCAGACACACUUCAUUGUAAGAUCUUUAAUUCCUGGGAUUACUUAUAUGUUCAUUGUAAGAGCUGAAAACUCACACGGCCUAUCAGGACCGAGCCCAGUUUCAGAAGCUGUAACUGUCGGUGAGGAUAACAAUUCGUUAUGGGACGGUGGAAUAUUUUCAAAUAAUACAGAGUUUAGAAAAAAUAUAAUGACUGAUAAUAUUGUUGAUCUCAUUGAAGCAACACCCAUCGACUCUAAAACAAUAAAGCUUAUGUGGGAAAUACUUAAUUUUUACUACCUGGAAGGACUUUUUAUUUACUUUAGACCUUUGGACAACCAAACAAUUGAGUAUGAAAUGAAAACAAUCCUACAUUCCAACGAUGUUUCGGGAUAUGAAAUAACAUCGCUCAGAAAGUAUACGAGAUACGAAUUCUUUCUUGUACCCUUUUAUAAGAAGUUUGAGGGGAAGCCGUCGAAUUCUAGAGUCGCGCAAACAUUGGAUGAUGUUCCCGAUGGACCCCCAACAAAUAUUGAAAUGUAUAUUUAUAAUUCAACAACGGUGCACCUCAAAUGGCAUCCUCCAGAACCAAACCUACAGAAUGGAGCUAUUGUGGGAUAUAAUGUAGUUCUAAACUGGUUAGAUAUCCCAGCAAACAAAUCUAUGGUGGCUAUAAACACUACGGUUCAUCAAUCAACUAGCCUCAUCAUGACGAAUUUGACAUCUGGAGUCAGUUAUUCAGUACAAAUAGCAGCAGAAACUAUAGUUGGUUUAGGACCUUUCAGUCAAAAAGUUUACUUGAAUAUUGAUUCUCGAACUGUAGGAUUGGACCCAUUAUCAAGAUAUCCCAAUAAUGGAGAAGUUUCAAUUGUUGCUGGCGAUUUUGUAAUGGAAACGUGGUUUUACUUGUUGAUUGGCGCAAUCGUACUAUUCAAAAUAAUAAUAAUCGGUGGCAUUAUUUAUAUCAGAAGACAUAAUAUUUUUGCAAAAAAAUCAGCCCUUCCAAAUAUCUACGAUUCUAAUGGAACGAGUUUGGUGACUCAAAUGAAUAUAAAAGCGGCUGUAUCUCUAUCCCAUCCACUAAGCAGUUGUUACAACAAAAACACGGUCACUAAAACGGAGUCACUUUUAUGGAUGGAAAAUCAGCCCGGCCUGUGUAUGUCUGGCAAUCAAACGAAUCAAAGCAAAGAAAAAACCAAUUCCGAAUACGAUAAAGUGACCCAACAACUGCCCGAAUAUGCCGAAGUAACAACUUCCAGAGUAAAUGGGAAUGAAUGGAAUACGAGUAAAACCGCAACGUCCCCGGCAGCGUACGCUUCGGUUACACUGGUAGCGAAUACCCGACAGUGCGUCAGUUCGUUGGGUUGGUUUCCACCUGGCAACAAAAAUGUGGAUACCUACGAAAGCCGCUAUCCUCCAGACGAAGAACUGUACCCUGCCAGCAAUGGGGGAUACUACAACCGGAAUGUUUAUAGUGAAAAAUACUUCCAAGGCCAUCCAAAUGUGCUUAAAUUUUAUGAUCUGCCUUCCUUAGAUAAAACUCAAAAAGCACAAAUCAGAUACAACCAAAGCUUAGAUGAGAGAAAGCCUGACAAAAAGAUCAAUACGGAUGCAACACAGUCUCUCAUAGGGAGAAGUUAUGGUGGCAACUCUAGAAAAAAUUCCGAAUCUGAAACGACGUAUAGAGCAUUCGGUGAUGAUGAAUCUGAAGAUGAGAAUUACGGUGACGAUUGCGGUUAUGAUGAAUUACAAGCAAUGCAGCCGCAAAGACCGAGAACUAAGCAUCAAUACGAAAGGCCUAACUUUGACAACGAUGCUACGCGAACUUUAGCUCGCCUCACGUCUUUUAGACAUGGGCAGAAUGUACUAAAUGGAACUCCAGCACCUCAUGCACCUACUCUUUCUCCUGCCGUGCCUCAUCCACGAAUCGACUCAGUGACGCGGUAGUAUCACGCCUUGCCGGUUUUCGGCGACCUGUGCCAAACGGACGUAUAGAUCGAUGUAUCUUUAAAGUGCACUACAAAAUAGUGACGUCAUUAUAAUCACUGUUCUUCCGCACGUAGCAAAGAUUAUCAUUGUGUAACAAGUAAAGACUUUCUCAACACAAACUAAUAACGCGAUAAUAUUAUAUUAUAAGCUUUAUACGGCUAUGAUUUUAUUAACAUUAAAAGACUGUAAACUUUCUUCGUUUUGAGCCUAAGAUUUACUUUUUUAAUAUUAUACUUUGUAAAAUAGUUUUAUUAGGUAUUAUGAUAAUUAUUUAUUACGUUGUAUGGAAAUUGUAGCUAGUCUUAUGUAAAGUUAACACUUUGUAAAUUAUGUAAAUAAUUACUAUUAGUCGAUUAUUAAAAAAAAACUUAUGGUGAAAGUAAUUGAAAUUAUUAUGUAAAUGAUACGAACUGUUUAUCGUGUUAUUGAUUGGAUUAAUGAAAUUAAUUUAGUCCGCUGAAUAUCAAUAAACGAAUUUGUGAGAAUUAUAUCACUAGCUUAAGUUUUCAAAUUGAAACUGAACGAAUAAACGCUUGGCAAUAAUUUGAGUAUGGAUAAAAAGUCACUGUAGUGUAAUUAAGAUAUUCGUAACACCUCAGUUAAUAUGAUCCCUGUAUUAGUGGUUUGUAAAAGAUUUAGAUAUUGUAACACUCAAAAUAUGAAAAAAAUUGCAAUAUUAUAAAAGAAAAGUUUGACAAAUGAUUCAAAUGUGUAUAGAUUAGGAUCAAGUCCCGAUAGUGAAGCAAAAACAAGAAUUCUAAAAUUCUAUUAGUUAAACUAGGAAAAGACUAGAACAUCUCUAGUGAAUGUGUCAACUAUAAAAACUAUCCAAUCGUAUAUUUAUUCUUUACCUGAGUCAUCAGUUUCAAUCAAACAAAGUUAAUAGAUAUUUGUAUUUAAAAUGCUUCUGAAGUACUUCAUCGUAGAAAUGAAUAUUCUGUUAGUAAUCCUAGUGGUUUUGAGUAAAAUUUAUUUCAUGUGCCAUAAUAACGUUUCCUAUUUGUAGCAAAGUAACAUUGGAGUUGUGAAAUUCGGAUGAAUCUUACGAAAAAAGAAAAAAAAAUAAAAGUACGUAAGGUAAUGUGAUAUGUAUAGCCACUUGUUAUAAAUUAUAGCACUACGUGUAUCGUUGCAUAUCAUCUGAUAGGUACGUAAUAAUUGCAAAACAUUAAUUUAAUAAAGCUGCUAUGAUUCGUAUCUUUCUGUAUCUUUUAUUAUAGAAAACAACAACCCAUGGCAACAUCUGGCGGUUUCAAUAAAAAUAUUGUAAACUUAUUUUUUUUAGAUUACGUUUAAAUUUUAUGUGUAAAGGUGCUGAUAGACUUGGGCAUUCACUUGUAAUGAGCAUUCGUGCGAAUGUUACAUCACCAGGGGCGUAGCUACCGCCGUAUCAGCCGUUAUCAAUGAUACCUUACGUGUGAAAGCAAAAAUUAAUAAAGUGUAAUCCAUAAUCUGACUUGAUAUAGUACUUCCCGAAAAAAAAAAACAAUAAAACCGUUUUCACUUCAAAAAUUACAAAAAUAAAAAAAAAACGUUUUUGCCCGGGUUGAACGUGCACCCAAAAGUUGGAAACAUAAAACAUAUUAGGUUAAGUCACUGUCAUAUUUAAUGCGUAGUGUACGAAACUCACAGAAAAAUACGAAAACAUUUUAUUGAGCAUACUAUCGAGCGUUCUGGCAAACAUUCUAGCGAGCAGAUUAGCAGCACACGCGAUCAAGUCUGACAUCUUCAUGAAGAAUAUCUUUUGACGAGCAUCGAAUAGAGCGUUGAGCUUGAGCAUACUCAAGAUGUUCGUAAAAAUAUUUGGCUCUAUGUUCGACAAAUAUAGAAACGGCGAAUGCUCGAUGUUCUGUUAUAAAAGUGCUCAAGUCUAUCAGCACCUUUACCUAUGGAUUACAAAAAUGUUAAUUUAAACAACAAGUUCAAAAGUGCUAAUAACUUAAUGUUACAAACUCUUUUGGCAUAAUGAAUGACCUGAUUCCUUGGUUGUGUGUGGUCUUGUGGCUUAAUCUCAUAAAAUAUUCAAAAACUUACUGGUUUAUAUGAUAUAAUAAUAGUAUCCGAUUCACUUGUAUAAUAGUUUAGUUAGGGCAGACCAUGUUGUUAGAAGAAAAAAGAGAUAGAUGGGUUACAUAAACCACAUUGGAUGUUUACAACUGGUACACAGAAGUUAUUUCAGCGGCGUUGUCAACAGCGCGAUGACAAUGCGGCGACUGAGCUCAGGUUUGCUAAUUAGCAUAGUUUUAAUGUGCCACUUGCGGUCCGCGUAUAAUCUAUCUUUUUUUUUCUUUUUACGACGAAAAAAAUUGUAUUAGUUUAAAACGAAUGGAAGUGUGCCUUCCAAUUGUUUUAAACUCAUACAAUUUUAUCGUAAGAAUCUUGUACAAAAUUGGUUCUUAACAAAUAUUCUGUAUUUUUGUGAUUUUAUGUAAUAAAAUAGUAUUUUCAUUUUUAAUAAAGAAUCAGAUUCCGCUAAAUGUGGCCAUGCGUUGUAAACUAUUGUAAAUAUGUAAAUCAAGUUGAUCGCAUUUUAUACUUCGAUAAAAUCAGUGCGCUUUUGUUUCAAUUUAUCUUUCCAUGUUCGAAUAACACAAAUGUAUGACAUUUUAAUGAGAAGCAAUGUAUAAUACGAAAUUAAAGAUUAAUGAUUUGAUUGCCUACCUUGAUUAACAAGAGUCCUAGUUAUCGAUAACUAUAAAAUAUUAACCACAGCGUAAGUAAUUCAAAAAUUAUAUUAUUUUCAUGUAAUGAUAGGUUAUCAAAAUCUAAAAUUGUUAUAUUGUACCUAUCUACUUAGUACCUAUAACAGAAUUGCGCACAAAACUCAAAAAUAUAAAAUAAUUUAUUAUAGAAUUUUAUGUGGCAAAACGAGGCUAGUUUCUGGGUAAUAAAAUAUCUAUGGUUAUUAUAAGCGGGUCGUAAAAAACCAAUCUUGAUCGCAAUCGUCAGGUCUUGAUCGCGAUCACAGAUCUCGUGCUCGUAUCACAAUAUAAUAUUAAGUAAGCAGUUGCAUCAAAACACUCCACCUACAUAAUCAAUCUAAAUCGCAAUCGAUAAAUCGACUAUUAAUAAACUUCGCCGGCGAAGACUAGGUCCCCGAUAUCUAACGUCACCCGGACGUGGGUUUUCUAACUCACGAUCUCGGGGGCGUCCGGACUGACUCACUCAGAUCACGGUUACACCCUCCCGAAUGGCCCUUUAAGCCGAGGUCCGAGUCUCAUAGGAGACGCCGGAAGGACGACGGAGAGUCAUUCCGUCCUCUAUCUUUAUUUCAGUCAGCUCUCAUCAGGCGAUGCUUCUGCGCUCGCCCAAAUCCCCCGGUGACGCCGUAGUGGUCCUACAUGGAGCCAUCGGCACUUGCUCAACACGAAAAAAAAAAAAAUAAACAGUAAUUUUUAAUUGCGGUCUCGAUCGCGAUGACAAACCACGUGAUCGCUCUACUGUGUUUAUUUUGUGAUUUCAAUUCGAUCUGGAUCGCGAUCGAUGAUUUUGAUCGCCUAUCAGGAUCAAGAUUGCUGUGUACUGCCUGCCAUAGAUUAUUAUUGAUAUUUCCUUCCUGGUUGAAGAUGCUAAAAACCUUCUACGUAGUUCCUAUUUUUGCGCAUUGUUAAAUUUAUGGUAAGUAGGUAUCUAGGUUUCGACUUCAUAUUAAUACAAAUGCCUCUAAAAUCAGUAUGUUUGACUCCAUAAGAUAAUGUGAAUUCCUUUGAUGUUUGUGGUAGCAUUUUUGAACCGCUGUGUAACAUAGAAUGAGUGAGAGAGAAACUAACAAUUAUUAUUUGUAGAUUUUUGUAUGGACUGAUAUGAAAAGUUUUCUUAAUGAGGUUUAUCCUAGAAUAGGUUUAACCUAAUCUUAACGGGAUAUCGAUGAAGAUUUUCACUUAUUUUUUUUUAUCAUAAAACACUCAAAUUUGUAAGUACCUUUGUAGCUAGUUGUAACAGUUAAAUAAUUAACUAAAUGAAAUAAACUGAAAAAAACAGUAAAUUUUGUAAAUGAUUAAGUUGAUGACCACGCAAUACUAUCGUAAAAUGUUUAUAUGCAAAAAAUAAGAAGUAUUAAUUUAUAAAAUAUUAUUGUAAAGGCCUAUUUUUGUGUGUGAUAAAUAUAUGGUUAUGUUAUUUCAACACUGAAAUAUAAAAAUAACUUCACAAUAUUUGAGACCCUAUUUUAAUUUUGUAACGGUCUUUGAAAACCUAUUUUUAAUAAAAUAAAACUAAUUACUAACUGAAAA